Molecule: messenger RNA, 778 nt
Organism: Drosophila sechellia
Lineage: Eukaryota; Metazoa; Arthropoda; Insecta; Diptera; Drosophilidae
Product: RNA-binding protein cabeza
Exons: 2
Coding region: 134-664 (176 amino acids)
Source: RefSeq, a predicted model, not a curated record
UAAAAAUUUAACAGAUCAGAUAUAAAGUAUUUUCGAGACUCACUUUCAGUAUUUCCAAUACUCCAACCAGCAGCCACUCCAAUCUGUCCUAUCAACCUGUUUCCCAGUGUGAUUGGUCCGUUUAAGGCACAACAUGUGCGCUUGCCCUUGUUCAGGAGGGAAUCUACCACCUAAGAGCAACAACCCUGAUUCUUGCCCAGCUCCUGGCUCACGGGGCGGUCCUGGUGCUGGUGGAGGUGGCCCUGGUGGCGGUGGAGGUGGCCCUGGUGGCGGUGGAGGUGGCCCUGGUGCCGGUGGUGGUGGCCCUAGUGGUCGUGGAGGGGGUCCUCCCCAAAAGCGUGGAACGUGUGGCCCCAAACCUUGCGGCGGAAAUCAGUGCAAUAAAUGCGGUAAGGGGGGCCCUGGAGGAAGAGGUGGCCCUGGAGGAGGAGCUGGCCCUGGGGGAAGAGGUGGCCCUGGAGGAAGAGAUGGCCCUGGAGGAAGUGGUGGUCCCGGUGGCAGACGGGCUCCCAAUGGCGGUGGUGGAGGCGGGGGAGGACCGUUUGGCCUGAGUGCCCCACCAAACAAUCGCGGACCCAAGGCUUUGGGACUGGCUGCUCUGCUCUUUGCCGUGGGCGUCUUCCUUACAUUAAAAAUGGGUAUUGUGGCCAGUGAAAUCGGAUGAGCGCAGACAGGACGGCAUUGGACCCGGCUCUGAUCUCCAAUGCGGAGUUAGUUCAAGAGCAUUUAAGAGGCGUUGCGUUGGGUAAAAUAAAUUCGAAAUUGCGUAUUUAGCCUA